CUGCGACUGAGGCACUACGCUAAUCAUGUCAUUCUGUGGCCUAGCAUUAAAUAAAGCGACGGUUAUCUAGUUUGGGCAUAGCAUUGGAUUAAAACGCACGACAUCUCCGUGCUAGUCAGAAAUAGAAUAAGUGUAAUACGCCUUCUUCAUCAAGCUUUAUAAUCGCAACGGAAUUCUUUAAGAGAAGAAAUGACGUUUAUUCCGUGACAAUGCCUAUAUAAUUUUCACGGAUCAUGUAGUCUAGGAUACGUUGUUAGACAUAGCCAUUUAUACAGAUCGAUUUUUUUCUUGCUUUUCCGUAACUGAAAUUCUCGUACAUAUAUAUAUUUUUAUAUAUAUUAUUCCACAUCACAUGGUGUUUCGAUAUCACAUCUAUUAACGUUGGUACAGUAGUGGUAGCUUGUUAACUGGACCCCGCGACACUUACUGCACUGGGAUGGAUAAUGCCCAUACAAAGACGGUAGAGGAGGUGUUGGGGUACUUCAGCGUAAACGAAUCCACGGGCCUGAGUUGUGAGCAGCUGAGGAAGAGCAGAGAGAGAUGGGGACCAAACGAAUUACCAGCUGAAGAAGGAAAGUCACUAUGGGAACUGGUUCUGGAGCAGUUUGAGGAUCUGCUUGUCAGGAUCCUUCUGCUUGCUGCAUGCAUCUCCUUUACUCUAGCUUGGUUCGAGGAGGGGGAGGGGACCAUCACAGCAUUCGUGGAGCCCUUCGUCAUUCUUCUCAUCCUCAUCGCUAAUGCUAUUGUUGGGGUCUGGCAGGAGCGUAAUGCUGAGAAUGCCAUCGAAGCUCUGAAGGAGUAUGAGCCGGAGAUGGGGAAGGUUUACCGCCAGGACAGGAAGAGCGUCCAGAGAGUCCGAGCCAGAGACAUUGUACCAGGAGACAUUGUGGAGGUGGCAGUUGGUGACAAGGUUCCAGCCGACAUCCGUCUGACUUCCAUCCGCUCCACCACGCUGAGAGUGGACCAGUCCAUUCUGACGGGGGAGUCCGUAUCUGUGCUCAAACACACUGACCCCGUGCCCGACCCCCGUGCUGUCAACCAGGACAAGAAGAACAUGUUGUUUUCUGGCACCAACAUCGCGGCGGGGAGAGCCAUGGGUGUUGUCGUGGCGACUGGGGUGCAAACAGAGAUUGGCAAGAUCAGAGAUGAAAUGGCUGCCACCGACCCCGAGAGAACUCCACUCCAACAGAAACUGGACCAGUUUGGAGAGCAGCUGUCCAAGGUCAUCAGUGUGAUAUGUGUGGCGGUGUGGGGGAUCAAUGUGGGCCACUUCAACGACCCGGUCCAUGGAGGGAGCUGGCUGAGAGGAGCAGUCUACUACUUCAAGAUCGCCGUGGCUCUGGCCGUGGCUGCCAUCCCUGAGGGCCUGCCUGCUGUCAUCACCACCUGCCUUGCACUGGGCACCCGGCGGAUGGCCCGGAAAAAUGCCAUCGUUAGGUCCCUGCCCUCCGUGGAGACCCUGGGCUGCACCUCCGUCAUCUGUUCCGACAAGACGGGCACCCUCACCACCAAUCAGAUGUCUGUCUGCAGGUUGUUUGUGGUGGACAACGUGUCAGGGGACCGAUGUGCCCUGAGUGAGUUCUCGGUGACCGGAUCUACUUACGCCCCGGAAGGGGAAGUGUACAAGGAUGGUGCAGCAGUGAAGUGUAGUCAGUAUGAGGGGCUGGUAGAGAUGGCUUCUAUCUGCGCUCUCUGCAAUGAUUCCUCUCUUGACUACAGUGAGUCGAAAGGCGUGUUUGAGAAGGUUGGCGAGGCCACGGAGACGGCUCUAUGCUGCCUGGUGGAGAAGAUGAACGUGUUCGACACGGACAUGAGAGGACUGGCACCAGCAGAGAGAGCCACCGCCUGCUGCUCUGUGAUCAAGCAGCUGAUGAAGAAGGAGCUGACGUUGGAGUUCUCCAGAGACAGGAAGUCCAUGUCUGUCUUCUGCUCCCCCAACAAGCUGACCCGCUCCUCCACAGGGGCCAAGAUGUUCAUCAAGGGCGCCCCCGAGAGCGUGCUGGAGCGUUGCCGUUGGAUACGUGUGGGCGGUGGCGCCCGCGUGGCGAUGUCGACGGCCACGAGGGAGCAGCUCCAGACCACGGUCCGAGAGUGGGCCGCCGGGCGAGACACCCUCCGCUGCCUUGCCAUGGCAACCAGAGACUCCCCCCCCGAACCCCGCUCCCUCAACUUGGAGAACUCAGCCGGCUUCAUUAACUACGAGUCCGACCUGACCUUCGUGGGCUGUGUGGGCAUGCUGGAUCCCCCCAGGAAGGAGGUACUUGGUGCAGUCCGGCAGUGUCGACAGGCGGGCAUACGGGUCAUCAUGAUCACCGGAGACAACAAGGGCACGGCCCUGUCUAUCUGUCGUCGCGUGGGCAUCAUCACGGAGGAGGAGGAGGAGGAGGGCCAGGGGGGCCAGUUUGGGGGGGGCCUGACCGGGCGGGAGUUUGACGAGCUGCCCCCCCACCUCCAGAGACAGGCGUGUCGCACGUGUCGCUGCUUCGCCCGGGUGGAGCCCACGCACAAGAGCCGCAUCGUGGAGUACCUGCAGAGCCUCAACGACAUCACUGCCAUGACGGGCGAUGGAGUGAAUGAUGCCCCGGCUCUUAAAAAGGCUGAGAUCGGCAUCGCCAUGGGCAGCGGCACCGCCGUGGCCAAGUCGGCCUCGGAGAUGAUCCUGGCUGACGACAACUUCUCCACCAUUGUGGCGGCUGUGGAGGAGGGCAGGGCCAUCUACAACAACAUGAAGCAGUUCAUCAGAUACCUCAUCUCCUCCAACAUCGGAGAGGUGGUCUGUAUCUUCCUGACUGCAGCCCUAGGCAUGCCCGAAGCCCUCAUCCCUGUCCAGCUACUCUGGGUCAACCUGGUCACAGACGGCUUCCCGGCAACCGCCCUGGGCUUCAACCCCCCCGACCUGGACAUCAUGUCCCGCCCCCCCCGCUCCCCCAAGGAGGCCCUCAUCUCUGGUUGGCUGUUCUGCCGCUACCUCAUCAUUGGCUGUUAUGUGGGCGCGGCCACCGUAGGAGCAGCAGCCUGGUGGUUUAUGGCUGCUCACGACGGACCCAAACUCUCCUUCUACCAGCUGUCCCACUACCUCCAGUGCAGCGAGGGACACGGUGAGUUCGCCGGGGUCCAGUGCUCUGUCUUCGAGUCGCCCUACCCCAUGACCAUGGCCCUGUCUGUCCUCGUUACCAUAGAGAUGUGCAACGCCCUGAACAGCCUGUCUGAGAACCAGUCCCUGUUGAAGAUGCCGCCCUGGUCAAACCCCUGGCUGGUAGGAGCCAUCUGUCUGUCCAUGGCUCUGCACUUCCUCAUCCUCUACGUCGACCCCCUGCCCGUGGUUUUCCAGAUCAGGCCCCUGUCAUGGCCCCAGUGGGUGGUGGUGCUGAAGAUGUCACUUCCUGUCAUCCUGAUGGACGAGGCCCUCAAGUUCCUGGCGCGUAACUACAUCGAGCCGGGCAACGACCUGGACCGCCAGGAUGAGGAGAGGGAACGGCGCCGGAGGGCGGCGGCUGGACAGCCCAACGCCAACGGGGGGUUGGUGGGCGCGUUGACGGCCGCCCUGGGUCGAGCCCUUAGUGGCGUGUCGUGGUCAUUCGUGCUGGUAUCUGCGCCGCUAUUGGUCUGGAUCUACAGCCUGGACUCUGACAUCACUAACAUCUUCUGGGAGUGAGGAAAGGGAAGGAGGAGAAAGUGAUGGAGGUGUAGGGAGGGGAGAGGGAUGAAGGGGGGGGGG
Molecule: messenger RNA, 3718 nt
Organism: Hypomesus transpacificus
Lineage: Eukaryota; Metazoa; Chordata; Actinopteri; Osmeriformes; Osmeridae
Product: sarcoplasmic/endoplasmic reticulum calcium ATPase 2
Exons: 23
Coding region: 437-3655 (1072 amino acids)
Biological process (GO): calcium ion transmembrane transport; intracellular calcium ion homeostasis
Cellular component (GO): membrane
Molecular function (GO): ATP hydrolysis activity; P-type calcium transporter activity; ATP binding
Source: RefSeq, a predicted model, not a curated record